This is a messenger RNA of Aquila chrysaetos chrysaetos, 1215 nucleotides long. Its product is annotated as small nuclear ribonucleoprotein E-like. Lineage: Eukaryota; Metazoa; Chordata; Aves; Accipitriformes; Accipitridae. The coding region runs from base 220 to 576 and encodes 118 amino acids. The record is from RefSeq and is a predicted model, not a curated record. Gene Ontology annotation, biological process: mRNA splicing, via spliceosome; spliceosomal snRNP assembly. The transcript is spliced from 6 exons. Gene Ontology annotation, cellular component: precatalytic spliceosome; U2 snRNP; U4 snRNP.
GGGCACAGAGGGUCCCGGGGGGGCUCCCCGCUGCUCGCCACCCCGACGCGGAGCAGUAGAGACGCCGGUCCUCCCAGCCGCCUCGAGCGGCCUGGUCCGCCAGCAUCCCAGGGCUCCUUGCGCCUCCCGCCCUGCUGCGCGGCUUCCGGCGGCGGCGGCGGGAGCGUGUGCCGGGCGGCGGCGGCGGCAGCAGCAGCAGCAGCAGCCGUAGCCAUAGCCAUGGCGUACGGCGGGCAGGGCCAGAAGGUGCAGAAGGUGAUGGUGCAGCCCAUCAACCUCAUCUUCCGCUACCUGCAGAACAGGUCCAGGAUCCAGGUGUGGCUUUAUGAGCAAGUGAAGAUGCGGCUAGAAGGCUGCAUCACUGGCUUUGAUGAAUAUAUGAACUUGGUGCCGGACGACGCAGAGGAAAUUCACUCCAAACCAAAACCAAGGAAACAGCUGGGAACUGUUUCAUUCCGUUUUGUCCAAGAGAGUCAGAAAUACUUGCACAGAAAUGCGCAGCAUCUGAAUGAAAGGGGUCAGAACCGCCUGAAUUUGAGCUUUAUCUGGUGCGGUUGCAAGUUUUAUGGCAUUUAGUAUCUUUAGAACAGCAAGAAUCAAAGUAUCUGACUUCCCAUCAAAAAAACCUGCUUGUGGCUAAAGAAGAUCAGUUUCAUCUCUGGAGGCACCAAACAAAUCAUCAGCUGUCGAACUGGACCUAAGGCAUCUUUUCCAAGCUUCCGUGAUCUUGCUGCAAUGCAUGAUGAUGGAUAGAUGGAUUAGAGAACAGCGUAUGAUGGCAAACUUGUAGCAUUGGCUCUGACGUAAAAAGAAAACAAAUUCUUUCCUAAAAGCAAAGUAAUUCCAAAUUCUUGGUAUCGUGCAGCCACGCCACUUGCCAAGGAAGCAUUUCCCUGCCUCUCAAAGCUUGCUGUAUCCUCGAUCUGCUGUCUUCCUGCCGUUAAUGGAUUGCAACUCUGCGUGCCCGGUUAGGGCUAAGAGUUGCUCUCGCUACGGAUAUCGUGCAACAUACGCUGUGCACGCUUGUGCGUAUAGGUACGUUUAUACUGUAUGCGUGUACACAGGCAUGCCUGUUUGUGUGCUGGCCCCCAAAUCACUCGUGUUAUAAAGCAUGAGCCUUGAAGGCAUAUUCAUCAAACUAUUACGUAGAUCUUUUGUUUUUACCGGUUCCCUCAACAUGAGAGACUUUUUAGGCAGUCUGCUGUGGCAAAUAGC